AUGGGGCCAAAAAGGCAAGCUAAGCCUUCAGCAGAUGAAGGAUAUUGGGAUUGUAGUGUGUGCACUUUUAAGAACAGCGCAGAAGCCUUCAAGUGCAGUAUAUGUGAUGUGCGGAAAGGAACGUCAACCAGGAAACCCAGAAUAAACUCGCAGCUGGUGGCGCAGCAAGUCGCCCAGCAGUAUGCCACCCCGCCACCUCCCAAGAAAGAGAAGAAAGAAAAAAUGGAGAAACCCGAAAAGGAGAGAAGCGAGCGAGACAAGCUGGACAAGGAGAAACCAGAGAAGGAGAAGCUGGACCGGGAGAAACUGGACCGGGACAAGCUAGACCGGGACAAGCUAGACCGGGAAAAGAUGGACCGGGAGCGGCUCGACCGCGAGAAGCUUGAUCGUGAAAAGCUAGAUCGGGACAAGAUGGACAGAGAGAAACUUGACCGUGAAAGGGUAGACCGGGAGAGGCUAGAUCGAGAGAAAAUGGACAAAGAAAAGAUGGACAGGGAGAAAACAGAGAAAGAUAAAAUUGAUAAAGAAAAACCAGAAAAGGAACAGAAAGUAGACAGGGACAGACAUGACAAGGAGAAAAUCGAACGAGACAUUAACUCAAGUGUUGUCAAGAAGACCACUAAUAAAAAGACAAGACCAAAGCCAGAUAUUCACAGAGACCCACAAAGCGAAGUGAACAGUAUUCAGUCUGCAAAUUCAGUGACAAAGAUCGGCAACUUUAACCACACUUCUAGGCCCAGGCUGAAAAACGUGGACAGAAGUACCGCACAGCAGCUGGCGGUAACCGUGGGCAACGUGACCGUCAUAAUCACAGACUUUAAAGAAAAGACUCGAUCUUCCUCCACCUCGUCCUCCACAGUCACCUCCAGCGCGGGCUCAGAACAGCAGAACCAGAGCGGCUCCGGCUCGGAAUGCACAGACAAAGGCUCGUCCCGUUCCUCAACCCCCAAGGGCGACAUGUCUGUGGUGCACGACGAGUCUUUCUGAAAAAUAAAUUUAAAAGGAAGAAAAAAACAAAAUAUUGCACAUUAAUUUUGGCAGAAGAUACUCUGGAUUGGGGGGAGGGGGAGGAUCGGAAGUUCCAGGACCUCCAUCUGCCGCUGUUUAUAUU
Nanorana parkeri is the source of this 1111-nucleotide messenger RNA. It is a transcript of the gene RYBP, whose product is annotated as RING1 and YY1 binding protein. Gene Ontology annotation, molecular function: transcription coregulator activity; DNA binding. Gene Ontology annotation, cellular component: nucleus. Gene Ontology annotation, biological process: positive regulation of DNA-templated transcription. The record is from RefSeq and is a predicted model, not a curated record. The transcript has 6 exons. The coding region runs from base 1 to 987 and encodes 328 amino acids. Lineage: Eukaryota; Metazoa; Chordata; Amphibia; Anura; Dicroglossidae.